AUGACCACGACUUCGCAAAACCCGACCGGGGUCUUGAAGAAGGCAGUUCUUGUUCAUGCGCCCGAUCUCGAUGUUUCCUGCCGUGCCCGCCUUCGUAUUAUUCAUGAUCAAGCUGCUAACCAAGGAUGCAUCUUUCUUUCGAUCACUGCAGAUCUGGCUAACCUGAGCGGCAAAUCACAGGUACUGACUUUGAAUAUCCCUCCAGAAAGUGUUGAACAAUGUGCUUUAGCUCGACAAAGCAAUAGUGAACUCUGUUCCUCCCACUUCGUUUCCAUGCUCCCGGCGCCUGUUACCAAUGUUUCGGCUGUCUCUACACUGAGUCUGAGCCUGGGUGCGACCGGCAUUGUUCUUUGUCCAUCUGAACUGGAUUAUAUAAGCCCAGCAAGACCAGGCGACCUUGAUAUCCAUUCAUUCGCGAAAAUCUGUCAAUCCAAAUUCCUCUACCUACACUUCUCCAGACGACAAUUUGUGAAUAAAGAAUUCGAUAAGCUGGAAAUCUUCUCCCGAGCCCUACGCACAAAGUGUCUUCAAACAGUGUCUUUUGACCACUCUCGCCAUGGCAUGAUCCAGAGAGAUUGGCGUGUUUUUAAUUUGUCGCCAAACCCACCCCCAUAUCGUCAAGAGCUCGUGUCCGAGCAUUUAGAGCAGGUGGAUCCACCCCUAUACUGUGAGUCCGUGUCAGAGCAGGUAGUUAGAAAACGGCAGAGAGACCCAUGGUCAGUGUCAUCUCAUGAUGAAAGCCGAAAGAGAGUACUCCUUCAAGCCCUUCCACCGAUAGGCUCUCCCACCGAAGUAAAUACGCCUAGUACUCGCUCCCCUUCACCAUCCUCCAUUCGCCCAACCAUCUUUCAGCGUGCUUCCUCCCCUGGCGACCCAGUGUGUAAGAAACUUGCGCGUCUAGAGCAUGAGCUCCGUGGUGUUUCUGAUGACCUGAUUCGCGAACUAUUAAUCCGAUCCGGACGAGGACAUCUGCUGGCCAUACCAAAGAACGUAGACCGUGACCUACCAUGCGAGGUUCAGGAAGUCGGUUCUUCUGAGAUCGAGAUGGUUGAACAACGCCUCAAACGAUAUGUCGAUGAAAUGAUCGAGCGCCGCCUCAAAUCAGGCAUACUGGACGAAGUUAUCGAUGGUGCUGCAAGCGAGUGUCGCGAUCAGAUCUAUGAUGAAUGCAAAACCAACCAAGCCGAAUUUCGCGAACAAGUCGACGAUGGUAACUCCGAGGUACGCAACACAACGAUGGAAUGCCUGAAGGAAAUAAACGAACAGGCACAAAGGCACAUGCAUGAAAUAGAAGAGCAAGCGCAACAGUGCAUGAAGGAUAUCGAGGAUCAGGGAAUCGAAGUUGAGAUGUCUGCGAAGAGGAGUAUGGCGGAGCUCAAGCGCUGGUUCAGUACCCCUGCUCAGUCCUUACCUGAAAUCAUGUCGAACCCUAGCCAUGAGAUAGAUACUACUGCCAGGCGCAGUUCCAUUUAG
Molecule: messenger RNA, 1473 nt
Organism: Aspergillus costaricaensis CBS 115574
Lineage: Eukaryota; Fungi; Ascomycota; Eurotiomycetes; Eurotiales; Aspergillaceae
Exons: 2
Coding region: 1-1473 (490 amino acids)
Source: RefSeq, a predicted model, not a curated record